GAUUUAUGAAGGUAGGCAUUUCCUUGAGUUUUAUACGUGUCUGGAAACCUUGAUAGAGUCUAUCAAGUAUUUUAAACCUACCAAAUUCCCUUUCAGAUGCUAGUUGCUUUGAUCCCAUCUAAUCCGCUAAUUCCGUUUCUUAUAGAUGGCAGCAUGCUGCUUCAUACUGGCGGCGUCGAAAUGGGCCAAGGUUUAUACACUAAGAUGUGUCAGGUUGCGGCUGAGGAGCUCGGCGUAAGCGUUGAUCAAAUAUUUAGCAAAGACUCACAAACCGACCAAGUCGCCAACCCAUCUCCCACUGCCGCAUCGUCGGGGAGUGAUCUCAACGGCAUGGCUGUCAAAAACGCCUGCGAUCAACUCAAUGAGCGUUUAGCGCCUUACAGGAAGCAAUUUGGACCUGACGCUCCGAUGUCAGUGAUUGCCCACGCCGCGUAUCGGGAUCGGGUCAAUCUUGCCGCGAACGGUUUCUGGAAGAUGCCUCGAAUAGGAUACAAAUGGGGCAACUACAAGGAUCCGCUUCCGAUGUACUAUUAUUUCACUCAGGGUGUUGCUAUCACCGAGGUCGAAUUAGAUGUCCUCACAGGGGAUCACACCGUGCUGAGGACUGAUAUUAUGAUGGAUGUCGGUCGUUCCAUCAACCCGUCUAUAGACUAUGGUCAGAUUGAAGGAGCAUUCGUCCAAGGACAAGGUUUAUUCACGAUGGAGGAGUCGUUAUGGACUAGGGAGGGCGAACUCUUCACUAGAGGCCCUGGGACGUAUAAGAUACCAGGUAAAACCAGCGGAAUCUGCACCGUUCCAACACUAGGCACUAACGUAAGGAUAGGAUUCUCCGAUAUUCCGCAGGUAUUUAAUGUAUCCAUGUUGAGGCAUGAUUCGAGCGGGAAUGCCAUUAGCUGGAAGCAUCUGCGCUCUAUCCAAAGUAGUAAGGGCGUUGGAGAGCCGCCGCUUUUCUUAGGCUCUACGGUAUUCUUCGCCCUCAGAGAGGCAGUGAAGGCCGCAAGGGAAAUGAAUGGCGUGAUAAAGCCAUUGAUCCUCAAUGCUCCGGCGACCCCUGAAAAAUUGCGUUUGGCCGUCGGCGAUGAGCUCGUUGAAAGGGCCGCUGUAGCCCCCAAAGACGGAGAAACGAACUUCUUCGUUCGUAUCGAAGAAUGAAUCAAAGCACUGAUGGGAGCUGCCCGUGUAGAACGCCUCUUUAUGUUAUCACUAAGCCGUAUCAGUGAGGAGAACAGGGAUCCGGGUAAACUCCAAUUUUUGAGGAUAUCGCGACUCGGCAAUUUUUAAUUAAUGAAGCAUCUCGAAAUCA
Hypoxylon trugodes is the source of this 1303-nucleotide messenger RNA. Its product is annotated as molybdopterin binding aldehyde oxidase/xanthine dehydrogenase. The transcript is spliced from 2 exons. Gene Ontology annotation, molecular function: oxidoreductase activity; iron ion binding. Bases 97 to 1152 code for a protein of 351 amino acids. The record is from RefSeq and is a predicted model, not a curated record. Lineage: Eukaryota; Fungi; Ascomycota; Sordariomycetes; Xylariales; Hypoxylaceae.